CAGAGCUGAGCUGUUCCCGGCAUGGUGCGGGGGAGGGCAAGACGGACUCUGCAUUCGGACCAUGGAACGGGGCAGCUAUCGAUCUAGUGUUCAUGAAUCAUAUCAGACCAGUUCAUCCAGUAUUGUUCCAUGGGUCUGAAUAUCAUCUGGCUGAUGUCCGUGUGUGGCCAUCUUGUGUUUGGUGCUUGCCUCCCUCCAUGGCUUCGGCAGCCAACAACCUCCUUCGGUGAAAGCUGGGCCUGAUGCGUUGUCUAAGCAGGAGAGUUUGGGCAUAGUGCUGCCUGCAGACGAGGUGGUUGGAAACCUCGCAUUUCAGUUCCAGUCUGGUGCACGCAUCUCUAGCACAUCCCACCGGCCACAGCUUGGGAGAGGCGUUGGGCCGGGUCCCCGGCUGGUGCAAAUCAGCAUGACUGCACAGAGGUCAAUGGAGAUGCUGAUCGUUCACAUGAAACGCCCGGCUCUCCGAGACGGCAGCUCCCAAGCGCAACCAGGAACGGGGGCUCAGGGCCUGGCCACAGGCGUCCCAGCCGCCUCUCCCGCCCCGCCCCCAAGGAUUUUGGAGUCCUCGUUCUGUGCCUCAGAACAGCAAGUCAGGUACGUAGAUGAGCCCAACUGGGUCCCCCUUUGGAGGAUAGUCCCCUUCUCUGGCAUGUGAGUCUCUUCGCAGGACCAUCCAGUUCUCUCCCGCAGCUGCCCAAAGGGCUUUUUCAGCCCCCAGUGACAUGAUGGAGCUCAGGGGUCAAAUAGAAUUGAUUUCGUCACAGUCGCACACGAUUAGCAUGCAGAUCUCUGGCUCCCCGCAGGCCUGGCGGCUGCAGGGCCUUGGCGGGCCCGGUUCUCUGCUGCCCCAUGUCUUGUGCCCUUUUUUACACCUGUGGAAAGUGGGCCUAAAGCACCACCAGCUCAGAAGGGUGGUGAGACCGUUGCGCUGCAAUAAAUGAAUUCACAGUGACGGCGGCCCUGGACCUUUGGCCUUUGUCUUCAGUCAUCCCGGGAUCCUGCAGGAUUCUGAGCUCUUCCUACAAAGUCCUGAGGCCCAGCUCCUCCCAGGUCCUUUCGCUGCCUGACUCCCAUGGGAGAUCGGAGGCGAGACCCCUUUCGGGAUCUGGGGCCUCAGAGUCUUUAGCUCUCAUUGACGUCAAUGUGAGUUGAAGGUUUUCAGCGAUGGAUCGGGCCCUGGCUUCCCUCAUUCUUGGUGUUUCCCUCUGGAACCUUGUUAGGGCUGAUUGACACACAGACAUCGUUAAACCAGUGCACAGGCCAGCCCUUAGCUUAGGAGACAGUGCACAGGACUUAGCAGAAAUGCCCCUGCUCAAGGGGGAUUUGAAUCUGGGGAGGGGAUGAUUUAAUUGUCCUGAUGUAAGAUUUCUUAACGAGCCAGGACUCAAUACUUGGCUGUAAGCAAGCACUCGACCACCUGGCAGAAUGGCCAUGUUGCAAAUCCAGCCGAGAGAGAAGCAAUUAUAAUUUUUUGGACGCACUGACCAGUGCCCUGCAUGCUCCAUCAUGUCCCAAUAGAUAAUCAGUUAAUUAAUAACGGUGCUAAGCUCCUGCAUGCACAGACCCCUAGAGGAUGUACCAUGAUGUCGUUUUGCUCCUCCCCAUCUCCCAGCAUCUGCCUCUGCUACCAGGAUCAGCACAGAGACACACAGAGAGCAGUGAAGACAUGGAGGUGCCCAGCAAAAAACCCUCCCUCCCUAUAUUGCUGGUGACGCUGAUCAGCCUCUCUCCAGAUAUCCUGAUUGCCCAAGCACCUACUCCCCACAGCCGGGUGAAUGGGACUCUGGGAAGAUCGGUCGUGCUGUCUGUGGAUCUAUCCCCUGGGAAAAAGGUGAAAGAAAUUGAAUGGAGCUUUCGUGCUGGGUCAGGUGUGACGAUUCAGGUGGCUGAGUUCAUUGGGGAGAAGUUUGAGCGACCCGAUCCCAGCGACAGAUUUAAGCAGAGGCUAGAAAAGUACAACGAGACCUCGCUGAGGAUCAAGGCUCUAGAGCUGGGCGAUAGCGGAGUUUAUGAGGCCCGGAUUAAGAUAGUACCAGCAACUGUGGAGGAACAGGCCUUUCUCCUCGCGGUCUAUGAGCCAGUGCCACAGCCCCAGAUCCGGAGUCAGCUGCUCGCCAGCACGCUGGAGGGGUGCAACGUCACGCUGCAGUGCCAAGGCUCGGGGAAGGGAAACGUGAGCAUCUCCUGGGGGAGAGGGAACCCAGUCCAAGAGCUGGAUCCAGGUCGUCACCAGCUCUCCCUUGAUGGCAGGAGGCUCCAGCUGUCUCUGCAGCCCAGCUCCCUGAAUGCCACCUAUACCUGCACGGUCAGCAACCCCGUGGAUCAGAAGAUCGUCUCCUUCGACCUGCAGAGCAUCUGCCGCAGUGGAGAUGCAGACGCAUCCUUCUCGAAGCCGGGGUACAUUGUGCUGACUUUCUUCCUGUUAGUGCUAAGCCUUGGGACUGCCGUCUGGUGUUGGCGGAUGAACAACGAGAAGUCAGCUGACCCGGCUGCCACCCCCACGGGUCCAGUGGAAGAAAGUCCGUCCGACCCGCAGUACGCUGAGAUCCUGAGGAGUCCCCCAGAAGGAAAUGACCAGGCCUUGCGUCACCUGGAAAAUAACACAGAGCGGAGCCCACAGAAAGAGCCUCUAAUCACCACCAUUUAUGACAAGCUCCAGAGGACCCCCGAGAAUACAUCCGAGGAGGUCACAUAGGCCCCCAGGAACCAGAGGAGGUGGCGUAUCAGAGCUUACCAAGGGCUUUGAAGUGCACCGUGUGCCCCACUCAAACUCUGUAGCUGAACGGUCUCAGUUCCACCCACGAACCCGAAUGGAAGAAGACACCUUCUCCAGCUCUGGAGUCUGCCUCGUGACGCCUCCCCACCCCGCCACCCCCCGUUGUUUUGGAACCUCAUGUGUGAUGCCCUCAGCAACUGUUUUGGGAAGAAGGAACCAGAGUGAAGGCGGAGGAGGGAACAGAACAUGCAGCUUCAGCGCUGGCGCCUGCGAAAGCAAAGGGCCGUGCGGGCUAAGGCGACGUCUGCCCGUUCGCCGUGAGCAGGGGAAGAGGUGGAGAACACAGCACAGCUGCGCCCCCCCGCCUCGCCCCCCGCCCCCGCGAGAGGACGUUAGCCAACUGGAUGGAGCCCAUCUUUCCGUAGUUGGUGCACUGUCCUCCAGCGGGAGCAGCGUCUCGUCACCAACCGCGGAGCAGGAGGGUGGUGAGAGGCAACACGCCCUGGUGCAGAAUGGCCCGUGCUGAGAAGGAAACCACUCCCGUCUGAGCCUGGCCUGCUGGCUGCAUGACUGUGAAGAAGCAACAUCAGAAAAUGGGCUCCCUAGGGAUGGAGGCACCAUUCUGGCUGCGUGAUGCGGCAGGGCCGUGGGCUAGGAGGGACUUGGAUGCACCAUGUAUUUAUUUGUCUAUUCCGUUUGAUAAUGCAGCCCUGCGGGGUCGAUGUACAUGUGACUGAGUUUUGGAUCCAGGGGCCUGUUCUCUUUGUGCUCGUUGGAGGAAGGAAGGUUUUCUGAAGUAGAAAUAGGAACAGAUGGUGCUGUGGCUUUUGCGGGGGAGGAGAGCUAUAGGUGGAGGAGAGGAAGAUAGGAGUGUGUCUGAAUUACAGUGGGUUGACUAACUGAGGGUACUGGGGAUUCACUGAUCGGUAGAAAUUGGCUGAGUAAACCGCAGUCAGAUUGCAGUUUGCCACAAAACAGUCUGGAUCCCGUGGGAGAAAUAAAAGUAAAAUCUCCCUGCGUGCCGACUACCGCAAGGCGGAAAGGCGCAGGGGCAAAGCUGCACGUGGCUGGCAGAAAAGCAGCACAGAAUAUCAUGCUCACAGCAGGCUUUUCCCAGGGCUAAUCUGGCUGAGCCCCGAGUGGAGGUGUUGAGGAAGAUCUAGGGAGCUGAGGGUGACUCGGCAGAAGCGAGAUUAAUGAGGGACAAACGAACCAGGUUAAAGAGCUGGGGCUAGAUUCUGCCCCUGGGAUCGCUAGAAUUGCAAGGAGCAAAGUGCCGCUGAAAGUGAGCAAGGGCAGUAGAACCUGGCCGUGGGGCAGGCUCUGAAGCUCGGCCUGAGGGACACAUGCUGCAGGGCGGAGCUGAGCCCCGCCAGGUGCAACCUCAAGGAGGAAUCAGAGACAAGAGUCUGGUUCCAACCUUACCUGCCCUCCAGAGCAGUAAGUUACUGCAGUCCCUGAAAGGGAGCAUGUCCCCUCUUGCUUAUAGGGGUAACAUUCCCCCUUACGCCCCUGCUUGGCCAAGGAAGAGAGGACACAGUCUAGCAGCAGGGAAUUACCAGGAAGGACAAUGAGUGUGUCUCCUAUUGGGUGGUGGUUCCCUGUAGAGGGGAACGGCAGAGGUGUGAGUCUUAAUGAGGGUAGCUAGCCCCCAGGUGUUCUGUUACUGAGAGCCUGGCCUUGCUGUUACUAAUUGUGAUGAGACAUUUGUGCCGAGUACCACCCCCCUGCUGUUUACAGCACUCACACCAUGGAAACCAUCUCCCAGAGCUGCUAAGCAACCCUCAGACAUGAAAGGACCCGGAAGACCAGCACAAAAUGGUCCUGUGUUCCGGGAAAGUUCCCCUUUGAGUUCAGAGAAGCUCUUCAGAGGGGAGAUCAUCAAAAGCCCCAAAAUCUUUCAGGGGCCGGGGGGAAGGAAAAGAAAAUUUACUGCUGGAUUUGGUUGGGCAGCUGUGAUCAGGAUUGUUCCGCAUUGUAGCAACACAUGUAAGAUGGGGAGAGGCGUUGGGCAGCAUGCGGUGAUCCUGGACCUACCUCCCACACACUAACCGGGAAAAGCUCUGGCGGGGGAAGGCAGCGGGGGUCUAGUGCUUGGAGUAUUGCCAUGCUUCCUUUCUCCUGUCUGUCUUAUCUACUCACACUGGGGGAUUCACAGGGGACUGACUGUCUCUGUGUCUAGCAGAGCCUAGGCCCUCAUCUCAGUGGGCGACUCCAGGCCUCCUUGUAAUAUAACUGAACGGAGCAGGGGCCUCUCCCGGGAAACCCAACAGUGGUUUGUGUGUGUGGAGAAGUAGCCCCCUCCGCUGAAGUUUUUCCAAGCCUGUUUUUGCCCUGGCUUCAGUCCCCGGUUAGAUUAGUCUGUCCAGUAAAGCAUUGGAUGAUUUAUGCUCUGUUCAUGCAAAUACAAGGAAACGUAUGCACAUUUACAACCAGCUGCUACGGGUUUUUUCUGUUGGCGGGAGCGGGCGAUGGACCUUUGCAUGAUUGUUGGGACCUCAGUAGAGUUUGGAGCUCUUUGGACCUGUUCUCCGGAAGCAGCAAGCACCCACACCUGCCGUGGGUGGCGACAGAUGCUGCUGUUACCCCCUUGGCCAGAGAGCAGUGGAGUGUUUGGAUCAGGGAGCUGAUCAGUGAGUCUCUCUUCACCCUGUUAUUUCCUGUGAUGUGCAAACCAAAAUGCUCCGAUUCCUGCGCUGAGAAAAGAGAAUUUGGUCUCUCUUGCUUCCCUCUUUGUGCCUCCCGUGCCAACCACAGGAACCUUGGUCCUUACCUGCUUUGGCAGGGGAAGGGGGGGAGAAGCAACAAUGCCCAGACACCCCAGUUACGAUCACAGCCAGCGCUGUACCAGCUUCAGAGUAGUAGCCACUUGACGCCAUUCCCAUUCACCGAUGGGUGACACGGGGGGGGCGGGCUCUCCGGAGGCUACCUCCUGUAUUCAGUGACCUGCCUCAUUACACACAAGCCCAGCAUGGCAGGGCAGAGUCUCCCCACGAUGAUUUCAUCCUUUCAGGUCCCAGCCCCAGUGGCCCCUGCUCCUGACCGUUCCCGCCCCCGCGCGCCACUAUGCUACACUGGCCCUGCCUACGCCACCUGCCCAACCAACCCUUUGCCAGUCAAUGGUUCCCAGGGGAUGGAGUGGGGUGUCUCUCGCUCUCCUGUUUGGUGUGGGGGUUUGUGCCUCUGAGGUGACCCCCUCUGUCUUUUGAGAACAUGGAGCACCCCCUGAAAUCCUGGCUGGGAGCCCUCCCCCACUCUGCUCCCACCCUCGGGCUGCCCCAGGGACAUAACCCAAUGGCAGUUUUGAAAUCCACUCAGUUGGGUCCCAGCAUGGUCCCCCAGUGGCUACAAGGGAACUUUACUCCUUGGCCUCAGCUGGCAGCACCGGGUCGCCGUGCUGUGGGGCCCUUCUGGGUGCUCUGCUGGCCACCCGGCUGUGCCAUGGGUCCCUGUGGGCGUCAGCGCUUUGAACCCACCCUGCCCAACAUCUCGGCAAGAGAGGCAGCUCCCAGGCCGCUCUCGACUCCAUCCUAGCUCGGCUGGUUUCAGCACCUGCCACCCCCGGCUCUCCCUUCGCAGCACACCUAGCACAUCCUCCUGGGGAUGAGACCAUAGCCCAGGACUGAUGGGCCGGGAAGCCCAUGAGGGGUCGUCUGCUGCAGCCCGGCUGAGGACACAGCCGCUCUGAGGAGAACGCCAAGCGAAGCAGGCAGCUGCUCCAACAAAGACGCCGAGGACCUGAAGCUGCUGCCCGCACGUGAGCAGAUCAGGCUCCAACCAUCAAAUAGCCACAGGAAGCCAGGGCAGGUGACAGCAGUGCAAACUGCACGGAGACGCAGCCAGGUCAUGAGAGGGAGCUGCAGACUCGGGAGCGGUGAAGUCGCUGCAAACAGCUGGCACACCUGGACGGCAGGGCCACGGACGGGACCAGGAGGGGGUAAAAGAGCCUCAGACAACAGCAAGUUUAGGCUUGAAAUGAGGUGAAGAUUUCUCACCAUCAGAGGAGUGAGGUUCUGGAACAGCCUCCCAAGGGGAGCAGUGGGGGCAAAAACUCUAACUGGCUUCAAGACGGAGAAGUUUCUGGAGGGGAUUGUACGAUGGGACUGCCCACAAUGGCAUGUAGCACUGGACAGGGAGGGCUCUGAGUUACUACAGGGAAUUCUUUCCCAGGGGUCUGGCUGGUGGGUCUCGCCACAUGCUCUGGGUCCAACUGAUCACCAGAUUUGGGGUCAGGAAGGAAUGUCCCCCCAGCUCAGAUUGGUAGAGACCCUGGGAGGUUUUCACCUUCCUCUGCAGCCUGGGGCAUGGGUCAUUUGCAGGUUUAAUCUAGUGUAAAUGGUGGAUUCUCUGUAACUUGCAGUUGUUAAACCAUGAUGUGAGGUUAGGGGUCUGUUACAGGAGUGGCUGGGUGACGUUCUAUGGCCUGUGAUGUGCAGGAGGUCAGACUAGAUGAUCAUGAUGGUCCCUUCUUACUUUAAAGAAGGGGUGCCAGAAAAGGGGGGCAGGGGGCCAUGGGCCUACCCAUACACACUUUUAAAAGUCAGAGGGUAAUGCCAGCCCACUUUUUACCAGCUGUAAGGGUGAGUGAUGGUGGGA
Molecule: messenger RNA, 7312 nt
Organism: Gopherus evgoodei (Goodes thornscrub tortoise)
Lineage: Eukaryota; Metazoa; Chordata; Testudines; Testudinidae
Product: SLAM family member 8-like
Exons: 10
Coding region: 1574-2695 (373 amino acids)
Source: RefSeq, a predicted model, not a curated record